Molecule: messenger RNA, 1221 nt
Organism: Verticillium alfalfae VaMs.102
Lineage: Eukaryota; Fungi; Ascomycota; Sordariomycetes; Glomerellales; Plectosphaerellaceae
Exons: 3
Coding region: 1-1221 (406 amino acids)
Biological process (GO): carbohydrate catabolic process
Molecular function (GO): hydro-lyase activity; magnesium ion binding
Source: RefSeq, a predicted model, not a curated record
AUGGCGUCCGGCGUCAGGCAGUUCCCCACCAUCAAGGCCGUUCGGUCCUAUGUCAUUGACGGCGUCGGUGCUGGAGGCGAUUACCACAACGUCAAGGGUGGUCACUGGCUGAUCGACUCGCCCAUCUCGACCCCCUCUUCGCGAUGGGAGAAGUACCGCAAGUCCCGUACCAGCUGGGGCAUCAACGUCCUCGGCUCCUUCUUCGUCGAGAUUGAGGCCACCGACGACACCCUCAUCGGUGGUGCCACCAAGGACCGCAUGGACUUCUACUGCACCGGCCCCAACCCGCCCGCCGCCAAGGCCAUGGGCUUCUGGGGUGCCAAGGUCGCCCUGCCCUACUGCCCCGACGAGGGCCAUAUUGGCCUCAAGAAGAACGUCGAGUACCUGCGCGCCAUGCCCGAGAGCGUCGGCCCCGACUUCCCCCUCAUGGUCGACUGCUACAUGUCGCUCAACGUGUCCUACAUCAUCGAGCUCGCCAAGGCCUGCGAGGACAUCAACAUCAACUGGUGGGAGGAGUGCCUGUCGCCCGAUGACACGGACGGCUUUGAGCAGAUCAAGCGCGCCCACCCCACCAAGAAGUUCACGACGGGCGAGCACGAGUACUCGCGCUACGGCUUCCGCAAGCUCGUCGAGGGCCGCAACCUCGACAUCAUCCAGCCCGAUGUCAUGUGGCUCGGUGGCCUGACCGAGCUGCUCAAGGUGUCGGCCAUGGCUGCCGCCUACGACAUUCCCGUUGUGCCCCACGCCAGCGGCCCUUACAGCUACCACUUUGUCCUGUCGCAGCCCAACACGCCCUUCCAGGAGUACCUCGCCAACUCGCCCGACGGCAAGAGCGUGCUGCCCGUCUUUGGCGACCUCUUCCUCGACGAGCCCAUCCCCAACAAGGGUUUCCUCACGGCCGCCGACCUCGACAAGCCCGGCUUCGGCCUGACGCUCAACCCCGCCGCCCGCUCCAAGCUCAUCUCCGCCGACAGGUGGCUCAACCCGGCGCCCGUCGCCGCCCUGACGCCUGCCGCACCCGAGGUCGAGGCCCCCAAGGCCGUCGAGGCUCCCAAGGAGGAGGCGGCGCCCGCCGCUGCCGUCGCCGCCCCCGCCGAGGAGGCCAAGACCAACGGAGUCAACGGCACCACCACCAACGGCGUCAACGGCGUCGUCCACGACAUCACGGCCAAGGUGCAGGAGCUGACGACGGGCAGCGCCGAGCCCGUGGCGACGAACUAG